Oncorhynchus nerka (sockeye salmon) is the source of this 3842-nucleotide messenger RNA. RefSeq names its product transcription factor Dp-1-like. NCBI's taxonomy places the organism in Eukaryota, Metazoa, Chordata, Actinopteri, Salmoniformes, Salmonidae. Gene Ontology annotation, biological process: regulation of transcription by RNA polymerase II; regulation of cell cycle. Gene Ontology annotation, molecular function: RNA polymerase II transcription regulatory region sequence-specific DNA binding; DNA-binding transcription factor activity, RNA polymerase II-specific. The coding region runs from base 483 to 1730 and encodes 415 amino acids. The record is from RefSeq and is a predicted model, not a curated record. The transcript is spliced from 12 exons. Gene Ontology annotation, cellular component: nucleus; transcription regulator complex.
AUUUCUCUUAAUUUUUAGCUAGCUGGCUACAAAAAUGGCUGACUCGGCUUCUAGCUAGCAGGUAGUUAUCGUCCUCUAGUGAGUGCACUCUACCGUAAAUAAAACAUUAUUGUCCACAUUAUCGUUACUAACUAACUAAUGAAUGUCGAACCGAAAAGCGGUUUUAUCAAACAAUAACCUUAACGUUAACUGACUGGCUAUUAAUUCAAACAACUCCUAUCGUUGCGAUGAGCUAACGUUAACUAAUAAAUAGCUUCUGUCGACAGGCAGAACGAACUAGCAUAUUGCGUGCUAACUUUAGGACAAACAACAUGCUAGCUAGCCAUCUGUCAAGCUUGCCAAGCAACCAUCUUGACUGAAAUUGCUACAAGUCAUUCGUUCAAUUACUUUCGGUCUUUGUAAAGAUGCAGGGAAGCAAUUGCUGAACAUCCCAAAGAAACCUUCUAGAAGACUUCAUCUCCCACAUAUAAGGAGCUGAUAUCAUGGCAAUGGAUGCGGCUGUGAUCGGUGCCAACGGAGAGAUGAAGGUUUUCUACAACCAGAACCUCAGUCCCAGCAAAGGUGUCCUGUCCCUGGUGACAGUCCACCCACAGUCUCUCUCUGUGGGCAAACAACUGCUUCCCAAAACCCUGGGGCCCUCCAAUGUCAACAUCGCCCCACACAUGGUGAUGGGUACCCCUCAGAGGCCCAGUGGGUCAGGGGGGUUAGUGAUGGGCAGCCCUCACACACCCAGUACCCAGUACAGACCACAGAGCCAGCCCCCUGAUGCCUCUCCCUGGUCCACCGGGAAGCGUGGUACUGGUAAGAAGGGGGAUAAGAACGGGAAGGGUCUUAGGCAUUUCUCCAUGAAGGUGUGUGAGAAGGUGCAGAAGAAGGGAGUAACUACCUACAAUGAGGUGGCUGACGAGCUCGUGGCAGAGUUCAGCGCCAACGACACCCUCCUCUCGCCGGGCGACUCGCAUUCCUACGACCAGAAGAACAUCCGACGGCGUGUGUACGAUGCGCUCAACGUGCUCAUGGCCAUGAACAUCAUCUCUAAAGAGAAGAAAGAGAUCCGGUGGAUCGGCCUGCCCACCAACUCAGCCCAGGAGUGUCAGAGCCUGGAGGUAAGAGAUCAGGAGUGUCAGAGCCUGGAGGUGGAGAGACAGAAACGACUAGAGAGGAUCAACCAGAAACAGUCUCAGCUUCAGGAGCUCAUUCUACAGCAAAUAGCGUUCAAGCGCCUGGUGCAGCGGAAUCGUGCAGCGGAGCAGCAAGCGGGCAGGGCUCCGCCCCCAAACUCUGUCAUCAACCUGCCCUUCAUCAUCAUCAACACCUCCAAGAGGACCGUCAUCGACUGCAGCAUCUCCAACGACAAGUUUGAGUACCUGUUCAACUUUGACAACAUGUUUGAGAUCCAUGAUGACAUUGAGGUGUUGAAGAGAAUGGGUCUGGCCUGUGGUCUGGAGGUGGGCCAGUGUUCACCAGAGGACCUGAAGGAAGCCCGCACCCUGGUGCCCAGAGCCCUAGAACCCUAUGUUACAGAAAUGGCCACGGGUCCAAUAAGCAACGUCUACAUCACAGGAGCCUCGUCUACAAACGGAGGAGGACGCUGUCACACAAGUAGCGCCGAUGGCACGGUGGCGUCCAUUUCCAACGACUCACACUACAGUGCCUCGCGAGGCCACACCCCCGUGUCCUACAUGGCAGACGAGGAAGAGGAUGACGAAGACUACGACGACAAUGAUUAAAUCAGUAGUUUCUCACUCUGCCAACUCUUAACAGCCCAGUCUGAUGACUAACUAGCUGUGUUCCAAAUGGCUUCCUAUACCCAAUAUGCUGAACUACUUUUGACCACGGCCAUAUUGGCACAGAGGUAGUGCACUGUGUAGGGAAUAGUGCCAUUUGGAAUGCAUGCAGCCCGUGUCCCAUGAACAAGUCUCUCUCCCUUCCUCCAGCUCCAUCUCAGGCCUUCCCUCCACCCCACCAAGCUAUCUACGAGGAGGCCCCUGCUUCUCCUUCCUCAACUGCCUUCAGAAUGCACAGAGCUCACGCAAUGGCCUUCUGGGAAACGUAGUCUUUGUUGACACUAUGACUGUAUAAUGCCUUUUGUGGGAAUUUAAUUUAUUUUUUUCUCCUUCUGAAGCUGUGAUUGCUAUGAGUAUAAUCUCCACAACGUGCUCCUCUUCUGCCCGCCUCCCGUUACAGGAAAUGGGAUCUUUCUCAUGCCAAACUAGUUUUUUGUUGUUUCUUGAGUGAACUGAUAGACGGCCACAGAAAGAUUCCCUCCAGAAACCUGAGGUCUUGUGUGGCUGUAUUAGUGUUUAACACCAUGAACAGUAGUGGUGUGUCAUUGACAUGACAGUGAAAUGACUUCCUAUACAGCUCCAAGGGGAGAGAGUGUGUGUGUGUGUGUGUGUGUGUAGCUCCCAGGGGAGAGAGGGAGAGUGUGUGUAGCUCCCAGGGGAGAGAGGGAGUGUGUGUGUGUGUGUGUAGCUCCCAGGGGAGAGAGAGUGUGUGUGGUGUGUGUGUGUAGCUCCCAGGGGAGAGAGGGAGUGUGUGUGUGUAGCUCCCAGGGGAGAGAGGGAGUGUGUGUGUGUUUUGUACUUUACUUAUUUGUAGUAAUAUUUUCUUAUUUUGUGUGACUUUCUUCUGGCAGCUAUUUUAAAGUUGGGUCAGAAUGUGUGUUUUUGGACGGUCACUUGGCCCUGCGUGUCACUGCGAGUACCUACAGACAGCAGAGGCCAAAUGUCCCUGUGUGUGAGUACCUACAGACAGCAGAGGCCAAAUGUCCCUGUGUGUGAGUACCUACAGACAGCAGAGGCCAAAUGUCCCUGUGUGUGAGUACCUACAGACAGUAGAGGCCAAAUGUCCCUGUGUGUGAGUACCUACAGACAGUAGAGGCCAAAUGUCCCUGUGUGUGAGUACCUACAGACAGUAGAGGCCAAAUGUCCCUGUGUGUGAGUACCUACAGACAGUAGAGGCCAAAUGUCCCUGUGUGUGAGUACCUACAGACAGUAGAGGCCAAAUGUCCCUGUGUGUGAGUACCUACAGACAGUAGAGGCCAAAUGUCCCUGUGUGUGAGUACCUACAGACAGCAGAGGCCACAUGUCCCUGUGUGUGAAUACCUACAGACAGCAGAGGCCAAAUGUCCCUGUGUGUGAGUACCUACAGACAGUAGAGGCCAAAUGUCCCUGUGUGUGAGUACCUACAGACAGCAGAGGCCAAAUGUCCCUGUGUGUGAAUACCUACAGACAGCAGAGGCCAAAUGUCCCUGUGUGUGAAUACCUACAGACAGUAGAGGCCAAAUGUCCCUGUGUGUGAAUACCUACAGACAGCAGAGGCCAAAUGUCCCCUCUCAAAGCAAGGUGACCAUGUUCAUAAUCUCAGAAUUGGAGUCUAACGUUGUUGUAAAUUGGAAGUGGUUCUCUGCCUGGCUGGCAGAGAGAUAAAAACGUACCAAAAUGAUUCUAAACAUCUCAAUGCUCUACUUAAUGAACGACACCCAGAGUGUAGUAUGAUUCUAAACAUCUCAAUGCUCUACUUAAUGAACGACACCCAGAGUGUAGUAUGAUUCUAAACAUCUCAAUGCUCUACUUAAUGAACGACACCCAGAGUGAAGUAGCUGUGUAUUAUCAAUGAAGUGAACUUUGGGGAGGGUGGAGCCAUUCAUAGGGUUGUAACAAGCUCAAGACUUCAGGAUUGUGGCUAAAGCCAAAAUAGGGGAGUCCACUACAAUGACCCACCUCCCCCCCAGGAACUUUUGUAAUGCUGAAAACAUGUUGACUGCAAUACCAUACCUUUUCUUUCUGUUAUCUAAUGAGUUUGGAAAUUAUAGAGAAUAAAUAUAGAGUGUGUUUGAA